GCAUGCGCGCAACUCGCACAUGCGCACCCGAAACGUCACGUCUAUUUCAGUAAAGCUUACGUACUGCGCCUCACAGAUCGCUUCCAACGUUUACACACCCAACAAAACAAUAUAAAAAUCACAAUUUCUCAACCAAAACUAACGCGCGACCAAACAUAACUCGGUUCGGGAUAUUCGUUAAACCAAAACAAGUGAAACGCGUAACAAAAUUUUGCGUUCGAGACGAAAUGCGGCAAUGCGGCAAACAAUCGAUGCAACCAGUAUUCCCUGAUGCCAAAUCCUCGAAUAUUUAGUGUCAAAUUUAAAAAUGGAGCCUUUAAUAGAUAGGAAUAACUUCGCCAUCAGCGCGAUGGUGACGGUAGCUAUGCAGAUCCUGUUCUUCACUAUAGCAUCUCUGUUCCAAAGUGAUAAAGUGACUGACUUCACUGGCGGCGCCAACUUCAUCAUCAUCGCUCUCCUCACCUUCUUCCUCGGCCAAGGAGGCAGCCACCUGAAGAGCUACGACAGCAGGCAACUCAUGGUGACAGCUUUCGUCUGUGUCUGGGGCUUGCGAUUGUCCGGGUACCUAAUUUACAGAAUCUACCACAUAGGCAGAGAUAAGCAGUUUGAAGAUCGCAAAAGCAAUACAUUGAGAUUCGCUGUUUUCUAUACGUUUCAAGCCAUAUGGGUGUAUGUAGUCAGUUUGCCCGUCAUUAUAAUCAACUCCCCGCACCACUCGUUCCCUAAGUCACCCAAAACGAUGACUACUUUAGAUUCCGCUGGCGCAGGAGUUUUUGUCAUUGGCUUACUAAUAGAAACAUACGCGGACCUCCAGAAGUUCGCAUUCAGACAGGAACCAGCAAAUCAAGGCAAAUGGUGCAAUGACGGGCUCUGGGGAUUGUCUAGACACCCGAAUUACUUCGGCGAAGUCGUACUUUGGUGGGGGAUUUUUAUACUAUCUUUAAACGUUAUCGAAGGCGUCGAAUGGGUAGCAAUAAUGUCGCCUUUAUUUACGACGGCUAUCAUAUUGUUCUUAUCUGGCAUACCUUUGCUGGAACGAUCGGCGGACGAAAAAUACAGAGAUAACCCAGAUUAUCUUUAUUAUAAGGCGUCCACGUCACCUUUGAUUCCGAUUCCGCCGGCAAUAUACGUGGAGGUGCCGAGGUUUUUGAAGUGCGUGAUGUGCUGCGAGUUCCCCAUUUACGACUCCACUGGGGAGGACUUCCCGGCGCCCACCAUCGUCACUGAGACGACAAGCGUGUCGAUGGUGCAGUCCCAGACAUAGCUAACAGGCGCCGCGCGCGACAACUGCGCGGCUAAGAUCGAAACGACAGCCCAUAAGAACCCACCAGCCAACAAACAAUUGUGAUACACAGCCGAGGAAAGACCUCUAAAGAAAUUGCCAAACUCCUUGCCACUUAAACAAAGCAACACUGUAGAUAUGAACCUUUACAACACGUAUAUGGAAAACCUAAGAAAGAGUAAAAGAGUAGCAUUGGAUCUAUUAGAGGAUACUAAAGAUAUUUACGAUGGCAUUUCAAUUGAAAGCCCAUCGGAACCUGUUAGAAAAAGUAGUCAUAGUAAUGUAGACGUAGAAGCAGGCCCGAGUACUAGUAAGGAUAAAACGAAGCGGCCUACAGAAUUUGUUAAGUAUGGGAAGAUAACUUUUAAUACUACUGCUAUUCUGCAUCACUAUCCACAGAUCUCUAAGAACUGCAGUGAGACAAGCAAAUCUUCUGCAGCUCCUAAGAAAUCUGAUUUGAAUCUUCCUAAAGAAUCUCAGACUGACAAUAACAAUGAGGAUAAUGAUGAUGAAAUUAAACCUGUCGUUACUGAUAAGAAAGACAAAGAUAACUUUAACAACAAUGAAACAGUGGUUAAGUCUAACUGUGUGGUUAAAGCGGACAAUACGAUUGAGGUGUUGAAGAAGCCAGUGAAGUUUACUGAGGAAAAGCUUGUAUGAGGUUGGGAGAUACGAUUUUUUUCAAUGCACUUUCUUAUACGAAGACUUUGGCAUCAAACCAGAUGGCGUGCCAGAGGGAAAAGAAACAUAUCGCAAAUUGAAAUGUUGUAAAUAGGACAAAAGACUGGAGAAGUUAGAUAAUGAUGAAGAAAUGUAUCAAAAUACAAGAGAUUUUAAUGUAAAAUUCGAGCUAUCGUUUUGUUCUUAUGAAUAAGCAAAGUUGUUGUAGAUAAAUGUUCUAAAGUAUUACGCGUUUUUUCCAAAUAACUAGUAAACAUAGUCUCAAAAUCCGUCUCAAAUAGAAUAAAUUUGUGUCUUAAAUUAGAUAGUUAUAAAAGUUACAUUUAGAAGACUAUUCGCUGCAUCAUA
Messenger RNA from Ostrinia nubilalis (European corn borer), 2311 nucleotides. RefSeq lists its product as uncharacterized. The coding region runs from base 308 to 1264 and encodes 318 amino acids. Gene Ontology annotation, cellular component: membrane. The transcript has a single exon. Lineage: Eukaryota; Metazoa; Arthropoda; Insecta; Lepidoptera; Crambidae. Gene Ontology annotation, biological process: lipid metabolic process. Gene Ontology annotation, molecular function: oxidoreductase activity, acting on the CH-CH group of donors. The record is from RefSeq and is a predicted model, not a curated record.